AAGGCAUCUUGGGAGGGAAACGAGCUGCAAACAUGGCGGCUGCUCUAGCAAGAGUCUUGUCCUUCAGUAAAAAUGUUAAAGCGUUUGUUUCUCCUUUGAGGCUCUCUGUUGUACCUUUACAGCACUACACAUUAGAUGUCUCCAGCACCGGCGAGACUAUCACACACACUGGACAAGUAUUCGACGAAAAAGACCCAAGGAGAGCUCGUUUCGUUGGCAGACAGAAAGAGGUGAACAAGAAUUUUGCCAUUAAGUUGGUGGCUGAAGAAGCAGUGACUGACAUGGAGGACCGUGUGGUGUCAUGUGAUGGAGGCGGAGGAGCGCUGGGGCACCCCAAAGUCUACAUUAAUCUGGAUAAAGAUACUAAAGUGGGCACAUGUGGCUACUGUGGAUUACAGUUCAAGCAGAAGCAUCAUCACUGAAUCUAUUCCUCUCACUUUGCUUCACUGUAUAACUCCCCACAUUGCUUAAUAAAUUGUAAUUAUGUACCUGAA
This is a messenger RNA of Dunckerocampus dactyliophorus (ringed pipefish), 494 nucleotides long. It is a transcript of the gene ndufs6, whose product is annotated as NADH:ubiquinone oxidoreductase subunit S6. The record is from RefSeq and is a predicted model, not a curated record. The transcript is spliced from 4 exons. Lineage: Eukaryota; Metazoa; Chordata; Actinopteri; Syngnathiformes; Syngnathidae. The coding region runs from base 33 to 422 and encodes 129 amino acids. Gene Ontology annotation, biological process: mitochondrial electron transport, NADH to ubiquinone.